AUGUUUGCCCCAGCUGCAACCCCCAAGUCUCGUCUCGGCCGCUAUCGCCUGCUAGCUCCUACAGCCGGAGUCAAGGUGAGCCCGCUAUGCCUGGGUGCGAUGAACUUUGGUGAAGGCUGGAAAGAGAGACUCGGCGAAUGCGACAAGGAAACCUCCUUCAAGAUCCUAGACACAUUCUACGAGAACGGAGGAAACUUCAUCGACACAGCCAACAACUACCAAUCAGAAGAGUCAGAAAAAUGGCUGGGCGAAUGGAUGGAAGCCCGCGGCGUGCGCGACCAAAUCGUCCUAGCAACGAAGUAUACAACUGGUUUCCGCAGUCAUGUCCCAUCAGAGAUCCAGGCGAACUUUGUCGGCAAUAAUGCCAAGAGUAUGAAGUUGUCUCUCGAGGCUAGUUUGAAGAAAUUGCGGACUGAUUACGUCGAUUUGUUCUACGUCCACUGGUGGGAUUUCAGCACCUCCAUUGAGGAAGUAAUGACUUCUCUCAACCAAUUGGUCGUUUCUGGAAAGGUACUGUACCUCGGUAUCAGUGAUACACCAGCAUGGAUUGUCAGCAAGGCGAAUCAAUACGCCCGAGACCACGCCCUCCGCCCCUUCUCAGUCUACCAAGGAAAAUGGAACGCCGCAACGCGCGAUUUCGAACGCGACAUAAUCCCCAUGGCGGCAUCAGAAGGAAUGGGCCUCGCACCAUGGGGCGCAAUCGGCGGCGGCGCCUUCAAAACCGAAGCUCAACGCGAAGAACUCUCCAAAACCGGGAACCCAGGACGGCAAGUCCCGCCCAGUGCAACGGAUAUCGCUGUAUCGAAGGUCCUUGAGGCCGUUGCGGCACGGCAUAAGACUGUUAUCACCAGUGUGGCGCUUGCGUAUGUCAUGCGCAAGGCGCCGUAUGUGGUUCCGAUUGUUGGUGGGCGCAAGGUUGAGCAUUUGCUUGGGAAUAUCGAGGCUCUUGGGGUUGAUCUUUCCGAUGAGGAUGUUAGGGAGAUUGAGGGGGCGUAUGAGUUUGAUAUUGGGUUCCCUAUGAAUUUCCUUUUUAGGGGGGAGGUUAAGGAAGCACAUCCUGGGAACUCGCAGUUUGUAAAUUCUGUUGCUAAGUUUGAUUAUCCGGAUUUGGUUAGGGCUGUUAGGCCUAAGAGGUUGGAGGAGUGA
Messenger RNA from Penicillium arizonense, 1146 nucleotides. RefSeq names its product aldo/keto reductase. Bases 1 to 1146 code for a protein of 381 amino acids. The transcript has 5 exons. Lineage: Eukaryota; Fungi; Ascomycota; Eurotiomycetes; Eurotiales; Aspergillaceae. The record is from RefSeq and is a predicted model, not a curated record.